AAGGCUACGGAGCUGGACAAACAAGGAAGUGCCGACGUGACAGACGACGGUGAGGAUGGCGCUGCGUGCAGUUGGGACUCGUUUGCGGCAGGUUCACGUUAACCGCUUCAAGGUUGUCUCCAUCCAAACACUUGUGGAUGUGAAAUUGAAAAGAACCUGUCCGGUUGAAAUAAGUCACCUGGACCACUUGGUUCUGACUGUGAAAAGUGUGCCAGACACGGUCAACUUUUAUACCUCUGUCCUUGGCAUGGAGGUCAUCACUUUCAAGGGAAACCGUAAGGCUUUGGGUUUUGGGCAGCAGAAGUUUAACCUUCAUCAGCUGGGUCAGGAGUUUGAACCAAAAGCCAAGUAUCCAACCUCAGGCUCUGCAGACCUUUGCCUCAUCACCAAAACCCCUUUGGCUACAGUAGCUGAACAUCUGAAGGUCUGUGGAGUCGAAAUAGAGGAGGGUCCAGUGGAAAGGACCGGGGCUGUGGGAACCAUCACCUCUUUAUACUUAAGAGAUCCAGACCACAAUCUCAUUGAAGUGUCAAACUAUACCAAUUCAUCAUCAGACUGAUCUUAUCAAGACUUCUUUAGCCUUGUUUUUGGCAACAGUUGCUCUUGUUUUGUCCGGUGGUCCCAUUCCACAAUGUAAUAAUGUGUUCAGACCAUAUUAACUGUAAGCACUCGCAUUAUUUUCAUCCUGGGACUGAUAACAUCAGUUGGCUGGACAGAGAAGCUCUUUCUGUGCAGUUUUGCUGACCAGUGGUUGCUAUUUCAGUAAUGCAUGAACAGGCUUUUGUAGCACCCUACAUUCAGGAUGGAACGUGAAAAAUACACACUUUAAGAUGUCAAGCCAACUUCAUAGUUACUAGUGAAGUACCUUGUCUUUUGUUUUUUUAAGGUAAACUGAACACUUACACAAUCAGUGUUUAUUAAGUCUCUAUUUUAUGAAUAAAGACUUUCAAUAACUCUA
Labrus bergylta (ballan wrasse) is the source of this 958-nucleotide messenger RNA. It is a transcript of the gene glod5, whose product is annotated as glyoxalase domain containing 5. The record is from RefSeq and is a predicted model, not a curated record. Lineage: Eukaryota; Metazoa; Chordata; Actinopteri; Labriformes; Labridae.